AUGAGUUCACAGAUCAUCUUCUACGAGGAGAAGAACUUUAAGGGCCAUCACUAUGAGUGCAGCGGCGACUGUCCGGAGCUCAACUCUCACAUCCAGCACUGCAACUCCCUCCGGGUGGAGGGGGGGGCCUGGGUCCUCUACGAGAGACCCCAAUACCUGGGCUACCAGUACGUGCUCAUGAGGGGCGAGUACCCCAACUACCAGAGCUGGAACGGCUUCAACGACACCAUCCGCUCCUGCAGACUCAUCAGACAUCUCACUAACAAAACAUUAUCAUUUCAGCCUUCCAGCAUGCACAGGAUCCGCAUCUACGAGCGUCCGGACUUCAGCGGCCAGAUGAUCGAGUUCAGCGACGACAUGCCCAACCUGAUGGACCGCUGGCGCUACCGGGACCUCCACUCGGCGCACGUGCAGGACGGCGUCUGGGUUUUCUACGAGCACUCGAACUACAGGGGGCGCCAGUACCUGCUGGAGAAGGGCGAGUACAGACGUCCCGCAGAGUGGGGGGCGCUUCAUCCCGCCGUGGGGUCCAUCAGACGGGUGGUCGACUCGUCUUAA
Gymnodraco acuticeps is the source of this 558-nucleotide messenger RNA. Its product is annotated as gamma-crystallin M2-like. The transcript has 3 exons. Gene Ontology annotation, molecular function: structural constituent of eye lens. NCBI's taxonomy places the organism in Eukaryota, Metazoa, Chordata, Actinopteri, Perciformes, Bathydraconidae. The record is from RefSeq and is a predicted model, not a curated record. The coding region runs from base 1 to 558 and encodes 185 amino acids. Gene Ontology annotation, biological process: lens development in camera-type eye; visual perception.